Aspergillus pseudotamarii is the source of this 702-nucleotide messenger RNA. RefSeq names its product putative adhesin. NCBI's taxonomy places the organism in Eukaryota, Fungi, Ascomycota, Eurotiomycetes, Eurotiales, Aspergillaceae. The coding region runs from base 90 to 446 and encodes 118 amino acids. The record is from RefSeq and is a predicted model, not a curated record. The transcript has a single exon.
AGUGAAAGCUCAUAACCAAAGUCCACUUCUCAAACUACACUCUAUACUCGUCUUAGUUCUACCUUGAUAACGCAUACCUGACCACCACUAUGCAAACCCUCUCCAUUCUCACCACCCUCCUGUUAGCGACCUCCUCUCUUGUCCUCGCCAAUCCCACCAGGCCUGUCUGCGGCACCUGCAACCCUCUGUCGGGCCAAAACAACUGCGAUAUCACGACCUCGUGCAUCAACACGGGCACCCGGUUCCAUUGUGCCUGUCGCGCGGGUUACAAGGCGUCGAAGGACAACAAUGAUAUCACCAAACAGUUCCGCUUGAACGUGCCCAAUUACCAGUUCCUGGUGUUUACUCCGGAGUCAACUGAGUGUAAUACGCUCUGCGAUAACCCGUACGGAGCGGGCCCGAAUCUGUGUGCUGAAGUGCCGAUUCAGAAUAGAUGCGAGGUUUAAGAGACUCUUGAAUUGAUUAUGGUUGGUGGGAACCGGUAACUAUGCAGGUAGAUAAUGGGGUGGUUGAGGGUGAUGAAGUCGUACAUGAUUGGUAAUUUGAUAUGGAUGGCUGUUGUCAGGGUUGAUCUACAUUCCUUUGUUGAGCUUUAGCGCUAUAGCUUCAGCUUGCCGUUCCUGAACCUGAGCUCUAAUCGAGAUAGUGAUUCUGUUUCCACUGGUUCUAUUGGAAAUCAUAAUGAGGUAUAUAUUGUUCCCG